CGAUGAAGAAGAGUGCUAAAGUUAUUGAAGCCCUCACCUUCUAUUGCUCUGUGAUUCUGUGUUUGAAGCUGGGCCUCUCACAAAGCAACACAACAGAGCCAGUGAAGGUGGGAGUUUUGCUUGAUCUUGCCCAAACAACCGGCAAGAUAGGAUUGAGCUGCAUCAGCAUGUCCCUCUCUGACUUCUAUGCCUCUCAUUCUCAUUACAGAACUAGGCUCGUCUUCAAUGUCAAGGACUCUCGCAGAGGCGUCGUUGCUGCCGCUGCCCAAGCCAUGGAUCUCAUAGAAACAGAGGAAGUGCAAGCCAUAAUAGGACCGUUGACAUCGAUGCAGGCCAACUUUGUGAUCAGUCUAGGAAACAGAGCUCGUGUGCCCAUUGUAACAUUCUCAGCAACGAGUCCUUAUCUUGCUUCACUUGGGAGUCCAUAUUUUUUUCGAUUUGCACAAAAUGAUUCGGCUCAAGUGAAUGCCAUUAGAGCGAUCGUGGAAGCUUUUGGGUGGAAAGAAGCAGUGCCCAUUUACAUCGACAACGAUUAUGGGAAGGGGGUCAUACCCUUCUUAACUGAUGCUCUGCAACAAGUGAAUGUACGAAUCCCAUAUCUCAGUGCCAUUUUCCCUUCAGCCACUGAUGAAGAUAUUACAGAAGAGCUCUACAAGCUAAUGACCAUGCAAACCAGAGUGUUCAUUGUUCACAUGUCUUCUGAUCUUGGCUCCACUCUCUUCACCUUAGCACAGAAGAUUGGAAUGAUGGCAGAGGGAUAUGUUUGGAUCAUCACUAACGGUUUGGCAAAUGAGUUGAGCUCUUUGAAUUCCUCUGUGAUAGAAUCAAUGCAGGGUGUAUUGGCAGUGAGGACCUAUAUUCCCAAAACGAAAGAGCUAGAGGAUUUUAAGGUUCGAUGGAAAAUAAAGUUCCUGCAAGACAAUCCAACUUUUGCUGGUUCAAAUUUGAAUGUUUUAGGGCUCUGGGCUUAUGAUGCUACCACCGCAUUAGCUAUGGCGGUUGAGAAAGUUGGCACCACAAACUUCGUCUUCCUGAAGACCAGAGCUUCAGUAAACUUGACUGGUCUUGAAAGGCUCGGAGUUUCGGUAAAUGGAGAAAAUCUUCGUGAAGCAUUAUCAAACACCAUAUUCAGAGGCCUAAGUGGAGAGUUCAAAGUUGGUGACGAGCAGUUGCAAACAUCGACAUUUGAGAUUACUAAUGUGAUUGGUAACGGAGAAAGGAGGAUAGGAUUUUGGACAUCACAGAGGGGACUAGUUAGAAGGCUGGAUUCAACGAACACAAGCAUAAAUUCUUUAUCCAAAAACAGUUUUGGACCAAUCAUAUGGCCAGGGGAUACUCACUCUAUUCCAAAGGGUUGGGACAAUCCUACAAAUGCUCAAAAGAUGAGGAUUGGAGUUCCAGUGAGAACUGGUUACACUGAAUUAGUGAAAAUAACUCACGAUCCUAUCACUAAUAGAACCGAAGUCACUGGCUUCUGCAUAGAUUUAUUCAAGGCUAUGUUAAAAGUUUUGCCUUACUUUCUGCGAUAUGAAUUUAUCCCAUUUGCAAAGCCCAAUGGUGAACCUGCAGGGUCAUACAGUGAGUUGAUAAGCCAAGUCUAUUAUGGGAAAUAUGAUGCAGUGGUGGGGGAUGUAGCAAUUAUAGCAAAUAGAUCGAACUAUGUGGAUUUCACAAUGCCAUACACAGAAUCAGGAGUAACUAUGAUUGUUGCACUCAAAGAUGACAGGAAGAAGAAUGUAUGGGCAUUCUUGAAGCCAUUAACUAGUGACCUCUGGGCAACAGCUGGUUGUUUCUUCGUGUUCAUUGGUUUUGUUGUUUGGAUCCUGGAACAUCGAGUAAACAAAAGUUUUAGAGGUCCUCCUUCGCAUCAGAUUGGCACCAGCUUGUGGUUUUCUUUCUCAACCAUGGUGUCAUCUCAUGGGGAGAAAGUGGUGAGCAACUUGGCCAGAUUUGUAGUGAUCAUAUGGAUUUUCGUAGUAUUAAUUCUAGUUCAAAGCUAUACUGCGAGUCUCACAUCAUUGUUGACAGUUGAGCAGUUACGCCCAGCAGUUACAAAUGUUAAUGAAUUGGUAAAUAGAAAGCUAAACGUGGGCUGCAGAAAAAAUUCUUUUGUGGAAAAGCUAUUGAAAGGAGUGGGCGUUCAAGAUUACCAAUUCAAAUACUUCAAUUCAACAGAAGAUUGCAAUGAUCUUUUGACAAAAGGUAGUGAAAAUGGAGGCAUUGCUGCUGCCUUCGAUGAAAUUCCUUACGCAAAACUCUUUAUGGGAACCUACUGCUCUAAGUUCGUCUCGCUGGGAACAAUUUUUAAAACUGGAGGCCUUGGCUUUGUCUUUCCUAAGGGUUCUCCUUUCGUUGCUGAGAUUUCAAGGGCAAUACUGAAUGUAACUCAAGGGGCUGAAAUGAGAAAAAUAGAGAACGCAUGGUUCAAUAAAAACAGUUGUGUGCAGUCGGGUGCUCCAGUUUCUUCUGAUAGUCUAGGCCUUGAGAGCUUUUGGGGUUUGUUUCUCAUUGCAGGAAUUUCUUCAGCAGUAGCACUCACCAUCUUUACCAUUGAAUUCUUAAAUGAGAAUAGACAUAAUUGGGCAGUGCACUACAAUCCCAGGAUUUCAAUCUGGAGACGACUUGUGAUAUUGCUAAAGAUAUUUGACCAGAGAAAUGAGGACUCUCACACCUUUAAGAAGAAGGAAGUGCGAGAUAGGAGGGAAGGUGGUAGUAGUAAUCAUGGAUUGGAUGUAGAAGCGUCUCCAGCAUCACCCUGCCCUCCAAGUCCCUCAUGCCAGGCUGAAUCAAACUUUUCAUUUGAGGGAGAUCAUGCAAAUGGUUUCAGGAGAGGCUGAUCCGAAUGUUCAUGAACCUCAAGACUUGGAAUAACCAUCUUGCACGAUAUAACAUCUCAUAUAGCAACACAUCUGUUUAGCAAGGCAAAUCAUAGCACAUGUAUACAUCACUGACACACAUGAGCUACCGUAAGCUAGCAAGUUAUGAAUGGUCCGUAGCGCCUCGCCCUUGUUCUGUAGUGCAUGCUUUUCAUUUUUUAUUGAUAUCCCACCAAGUAGUGGCGGA
Messenger RNA from Prosopis cineraria, 3063 nucleotides. RefSeq names its product glutamate receptor 2.9-like. The record is from RefSeq and is a predicted model, not a curated record. The transcript is spliced from 5 exons. Lineage: Eukaryota; Viridiplantae; Streptophyta; Magnoliopsida; Fabales; Fabaceae. Gene Ontology annotation, cellular component: plasma membrane. Gene Ontology annotation, molecular function: glutamate-gated receptor activity. Bases 3 to 2837 code for a protein of 944 amino acids.